UGACGUCAAGACGCUAGGCUGGGGAUCACGGAAGCGCCCUGGCAUUGUUUACAUUCUGCUCUUUGUUCCGACAAAAUGUCCAAAAAACGGUCGAAAAGCUCCGAGAGCCGGAGCCUGAGAGCCGCCAUCGACCAGCAGCUGACGGCGGCCGCGGACCACAUCUUCUGGCUGCUGAAGGAGCGCGGGCAGGCGCAGCUGGAGGAGCUGAGGGAGCUGGUGACGGAGCGGAUCACCGCGGCCGUGGAGGAGAUCUUCACCGCGUUCAGAGCCACCAGGACGCCCCGCGGAGAACCGGAGGGACCCGGGGACAGACCCAGACCGGGACCCGGAGCAGACAGCGCAGAAUUGUGUCUGUCUGUCGGAGUCAGGAGUCUCUCCACUGAAAAACAUCUGAAAUCCGACGUCUCCAUGGAUGACCGACUGAAGGAGCCUCUGCCCGGCACGUCCUCCAGACUGGAGACUGUCAACGAACCAGACCACCAACCGGCCUCUCCAGAGGAUCCGGCUGGUGAGGAGGAGAAGGAUGACGAAGAGGAGACAUCUCACCGCUGCAGAGUGUGUGGGAAAUCCUUUGACAGGAAAGGUUUCCUGAUGAAGCACGUGGAGAAACACUCAAAGGAGGCGGAGUGUCUGUGCGGUCUGUGUGGCGAGCGUUUGGAGUCCAGCAACGGCCUCAAGCUUCACCUCCAAACUCACCGAGACAGCAGCAGAACCUGCGACAUCUGCGGCAAGAAGUUCCCCUCGAUCCGAGCUCAGGAGACGCAUCUGAGGCUGCACACUGGAGAGAAACCCUUCAGCUGCCAUGUCUGCGGAAAAGGCUUCAAUCAGAAGGGCAACAUGGUGACGCACAUGAGGAUCCACACGGCAGAGAAGCCGUUCAGGUGCACUGUCUGCCGCAAAGAGUUCAGCCACGCCGGGUCUCUGGAGCGACACAUGAAGGCCCACGAUGGACAGACACCGUUCAGCUGCAAAGUCUGCAGGAAGGGAUUUGCAAAAAGCACUGAGCUGAGGCAACACGUCCGGAGCCAUGAGUCCGACAACCAGCCCGCUGUCAGGAACCGACGCAGGAAACCAAGUCUGACCCCCUCCCACUGCUGCAAGGUCUGCGGGAAUGCCUUCCACAAUAAAGGGAACUUUGUGCGACAUGCUGAGACUCAUUUAAAUGAUCCUGAAUGUCGCUGUGGCGUCUGCGGAGAGCAGUCCGAGUCCUCAGAGAGUCUGCAGAUCCACAUCCAGUGCCACAGAGAAACCAGCAGGAUCUGCGACAUCUGCGGCAUCAGCUUCAGGGACAUGGAGAUCCACAUGAGGACACACACCGGCCAGAAACCCUUCAGGUGCAAAGACUGCGGUAAAGACUUCCCCAGGAAAGGUUCUCUGGAGCGGCACAUGAAGCUGCAUGCUGGCGAGAGGCCGUUCAUUUGUGAGUUCUGCGGGAAGACUUUCAUCGAAAACACUGUCUUGAAGAGACACAUCAAGAGCCACACGGGCGGGAAGCCAAGGAUUUACUCCUGUGACGUCUGCGGCAAGAAGUUCACUAUGAGCCAGCACCUGGACGUGCACAAGAGGAUCCACACUGGGGAGAAACCCUACACCUGCAGGGUCUGCGAGAAGAGCUUUCGGCAGAUCGGAAACCUGGACUCCCACAUGAGGAUUCACACAGGUGAGAAGCCGUUCAUCUGCAGCCUCUGCGGGAAGAGGUUUCGGCAGAAGAUCUCACUGGAGACACACGAGAGAUUCCACAAGAAGGAGAAACCGUUCGGCUGCCAGCUCUGCAGCAAAGGCUUUGUCCAGAAAAUCGACUUGAAAAGACACAUGCUGACGCACACCGGGGAGAAACCCUACAGCUGCCGGGUCUGCGGGAAGAGGUACCAGGAGAAACGCUCUGUGGACUCGCACAUGAAGGUCCACACCGGAGAACGAGCUGCCAAAGAUCCAACUGUGACACCAAACCUGAAACGUCAGGAAGGAAUUCAUGCCGACUUCAUCCAGCUGUUCUCAGAAAGUAGUUCAUCUGUACUGAAGGAGAUUUCCCUGGAGCCCGGAACUUUGGUACACCUGGACCAGAAGCACAGAACUUGCUCCUCUGUCUCUGAGUGUAGUGGGUGUGUUUGUCCUCCAGUCCAUCAGAGGGCGCUGUUCGCGCUGUUCGCUUCGCUCUCCUCUCAGCGAACUGUCGUCGACGCGGAACUCGGUGUCUCUGUUUACUUCCCCGCUGGCUCUCUUUGUUCGCUGGAGGCUCAGAUUGCGCAGAAAAGGAGGAAAAUGUGCGCCGUGCAGCUGCUGCGGGUGUCGGUCCACGAGCGGAUCAGCGCCGCCGCUGAAGACUUUCUGCUGCAGGUGGAGAAAGGAGAAGAAACGGCAGAAAUCCCGGCGCUGAGAGCGCUGCUCACCGAGCGGCUAAAGGCGGCGGCGGAGGAGAUCGUCGGUCUGUUUGAGGAAACCGUGGCGGAGUACGAAGACAGAGUGGAGCGGUCAGAGCGGGAGAUCUGCCGCCAGAGGAGGCUGCUCGAUGCCGUGCUGAAGCCCGAAGUCAGGCUGCACAGAGCAGAUGUUGAGCAGCUGCUGAGGAAAGAAGAGGUUCCCCCUGAGCAUCAGGAGUGGAGCCCCAGUCUGGACCAGGAGGACCCAGAGCCCCCCCACAUUAAAGAGGAACAGGAAGAAGUGUGGAGCAGUCAGGAGGGAGAGCAGCUUCAAGGGCUGGAGGAGGCUGAUAUCACCAAGUUCACCUUCACUCCUGUCCCUGUGAAGAGUGAAGAUGAUGAAGAGAAACCUCAGUCCUCAGAGCUUCAUCAGAGUCAGACUGAGGAGAACAGAGAGGACUGUGGAGGACCAGGACCAGACAGGAACCCAGGUCCAGACCCACGUUUACAACCUGUUAGUGAAGACAAUUCUCUGGACUCUACUGAGACUGACGACAGUGACUGUGAUUGGACACAGUCCAACGAGGCUCAGUUGGGUCCAGAGGUUCCUAAAAACAGCGAAGCUACUGAAAACGAUGUGGGAUCUUCGAUGAAGGAGCGACCGUUUCCCUGCUCGUACUGUGGUAAAAGAUUCAGCCUGAAGGGGAACUUGAACAGACACAUCAGAGACCACACAGGAGAGAGACCGUUUCCCUGCACCGGCUGUGAUAAAUCCUUUAAAGACAGCGGAUCGUUAACGGCACACAUGAGGUGUCACACCGGAGAGCAGCCGUACAGCUGCUUAUUCUGUGGGAAGAAUUUCAGUGGAAGAGGAAACAUGACCCGACACAUGAGGAUCCACACGGGAGAGAAGCCGUUUACCUGCUCGGUGUGUAACAAGAGUUUUCAUGUUAAAGAACACCUCAACAGACACAUGAAGUACCACACAGGGGAGAAACCUUUCAGCUGCUCUGUGUGUGGGAAAGGCUGUGCUCAGAAAACAGACCUGAAGAAACACAUGAGAGUUCACACAGGAGAGAAACCCUUCAGUUGUCCGUUCUGUGGAAAAUGCUGCGCUGAAAAAGGAGACUUGACCAAACACAUGAGAGUUCACACAGGAGAGAAACCAUUCAGCUGCAACAUCUGCGGUAAGAGCUGUGCCCAGAAGGGAAGCCUGAAGAUCCACAUGAGGAUCCACACCGGAGAGAAACCAUUCAGCUGCUCCGUCUGUGGGAAGUGUUUUACUGUGACAGGACACCUGAAGAGACAUAUGAAGCUGCAUGCAGCAGAGGGUCCGGUGACGCAGGCUGCAGAGACCUGUUCAGACAGAGUUAAAACUGAAGCUGACGCUGAACCAUUGAACUCGUCGUGAGGGUCCGAACCCUCAGAGUCUGCAGCCAAAUGUUUAUCAAACUUCACACAUUCAGGGAUGUUCAUCAUUCAGCUGGGAGAAAUGAACUGCUCCCAGAGACGUCACUGAUCAAAGAUACAUUAGUGAUAAUGUAGAAUAAGAAAUGCGGUUUAACAGCCACAGGAUGUGGUUUUGUGUCGGCGCCUCCAUUGUGAUCAGGGCUGUUUCUGUGUGAAAUCCAAACAUCUGUUUGAACGUGGGUGAAAAGUUCAUAUUUGACCUGUUUGAACUUUAGGCUGCGUCACUGCUCAUCAGACCAUCUGAAGUAGUUUGUUUGUGAUCCAGCAGAGGGCGCUCUAUCAGCUUCACUUAUUAUUCGGCUAACUAAGCUAACGCUAACACUAACACAGUGUUGUUAGGAAAAUGGAGGACAGCAGCGAGCAGAGCCGACACCAAAACAUCUGAGAGUCAGAAUGUAGAAGUGUUUUAGAUUCUACGCUGAGGGUCGCAAAGUCACAAAUAAAAGUGACUGUUUGUCGACUUUGUUUCUCUCCAUCAACAGUAAAUCUGCAGACUCAGCUUAGCAUCUGAGAAUCCAGACGAGUAGAGCAGAAGGUUCUUAAAGUUACAAAAAUAAUGAUGUGUUUUGGGGCUGGUGAGUUCAAAUUAAUUUGAAUGAAUUGUGGGUCAUGUAGAAUUUGUCUGAUCUUGAUGUUUAGAAAAAGCGACAGCCCUGGUCGUGAUGUCACAGUGCUCACACAGAUCACCUGUCCAACCUGGAAACCCUGAUCACUGCCCAGGAGACUGAAGCUGGAGAUUCAUUCAUGACUGAUCCCAGAGCUGCUGCUGUACAACAACACUACAGAUAUUUAACAGGCAGCUGAGAGCUGUGGUCAGCAGUCUGAUGUGACCAUAUGACCACCAUCACACCUGGUUGGUUUUCCUCAGUCGUUGUCAGGUGCUCAGAGACGUGAAGAACUGAUCAGGACUCGGGACUGGAGAGGAUCUGACUUUACACACUGCUGCCACAGUGAACACCUGGACCAGGUGAGCUCUGAGCACAGACAGAUUUCCUCUGAGGAGCCUGAACAUGACUCAAGAGGUGUUGAUGAAGAACCUGUUGCUGCUUCGUUCUCCUCACGUCUCUGUGACUCACCUGUUUUAGGAGAAACUGAUUUCUGCUGAGUCAUUCUCAGUCAGUAGAUUAUUUAAAGAACUCAUCACUAACGUCAUCAUAACAGUAAAAAUAAAAAAGAUCCUUUUGAGUUUGUGUGAAAAGAUUUAUUUUAGGAAAAUAUGAGAAAUAAAGUCAGUGAAAGACA
Molecule: messenger RNA, 5072 nt
Organism: Lates calcarifer (barramundi perch)
Lineage: Eukaryota; Metazoa; Chordata; Actinopteri; Centropomidae
Exons: 5
Coding region: 76-3771 (1231 amino acids)
Biological process (GO): regulation of transcription by RNA polymerase II
Cellular component (GO): nucleus
Molecular function (GO): RNA polymerase II transcription regulatory region sequence-specific DNA binding; DNA-binding transcription factor activity, RNA polymerase II-specific
Source: RefSeq, a predicted model, not a curated record